Molecule: messenger RNA, 441 nt
Organism: Morchella importuna
Lineage: Eukaryota; Fungi; Ascomycota; Pezizomycetes; Pezizales; Morchellaceae
Exons: 3
Coding region: 1-441 (146 amino acids)
Source: RefSeq, a predicted model, not a curated record
AUGGCAGCAACAAGGGCAGAUAGAUGGGCGGAAUGGCAGGCAGGAGGUACCACCACCAGCAGCACCAGCAGCAGCAGCGCACAACACUGCAACGGUUCGGUGGAUCAGGGCAGAGUCACUCAGAUGGGAUCAGAGGAGAGAGGUGGACUUGCUUGUUGGAUCCAUGGACUCGUCAGAACAGGAGACCAGUACCACCACUGGCCCCGGCCCCGAGCAGCAGAACGACAUCAGCCAGCAGCCACAGCAGCGUGCCUGCCUCCCAGGACCCAAGGCGAUCAGCCCCCGGAAACACAAUAUUACAGCAAAGCACUCGUCCGUGUCGUCUCAUCAAUAGAUCUCCCUCGAUUAAAACAGCACUUUCGACUGACUGCGUAUGUCGUCAGCAGAAACAAUAACAACAAACACCGCCAGAAGAGCAGGAAGCAUUAUACUCCUCACUGA